CUCGAUCAAUAUUCGUGGCCAUAUCUCCUACCUAUACCUGUCGCGUUAAGCAUCCAGCUGUUAGUUCCGUCUCCGUCUCUUGCCACUCCCAAUAGCCUAAACAAUUAAUCCACACCACUGUCAAUCGAUACAGACAGUAUUUAAUGGAAUCGACCUUUACUGGAUAAAAUUUCCCCUUUUGGAAAAUCAAAGAAAAUGGAAAACGGUAAAUGGAUAGCUACGGUGGCGAGCAUAUGGAUCCAAUGCAGCUGCGGCGCCUCCUACGCCUUCGGUAUCUACUCCCCCGCCCUCAAAUCCAGCCAAGGUUACGAUCAAUCGACUCUCGACACCGUCUCCGUCUUCAAAGACAUCGGUGCUAAUAUCGGAGUUUUAUCCGGUCUCCUCUACCACGCCGUCACCAAUAACCACCGCGAUUCAACGCCGCCGUCGUCUCGUUUCGGAUCCGGACUUUCGCUCGUCUACUUGGCUGGAGCGAUUCAGUGCUUCGCCGGUUACUUCCUUAUGUGGUUAUCCGUUACCGGAGUUAUCGAUAGGCCGCAUGUCCUGUUCAUGUGCCUCUUCAUGUUCAUGGCGGCACACGCACAGACCUUCUUCAACACUGCAAAUGUCGUCGUCGCCGUCCGAAACUUUCCCGAUUACGGUGGAACAACCGUCGGCAUUAUGAAGGGGUUUCUUGGAUUAAGCGGAGCUAUACUUAUUCAGAUCUACCAAACUCUGUUAGAUGGCAAACCAACAACCUUCUUACUGAUGCUUGCUUUGUUUCCAACCAUCGUCUCUCUACUAUUCAUGAAUUUCGUUCACGAAAACCCCUCAAACACAACUCACGACAAACACCAUCUAAACAACUUCUCACUAAUCGCACUUGCCAUAGCCACAUACCUAAUGAUCAUCCUCAUCUUCCAAAACAUCUUCAUCUUCCCAUCAUGGGCUCACUUCCUCACAACCAUCAUUCUUCUCAUUCUCAUCUCCUCACCUCUUCAAAUCGCACUCACAGCUCAAAGAAACGAACAAGAGGAAUCAUCAACUUCACCAACAACAACCCCAUUGAUUGUAGCUUCAGAAGCUCAGGUGGAUUCACAUUCACCAGUAGUUGAAAUGAACCUGAUACAAGCAAUGAGCACAGUCAACUUCUGGCUCUUAUUUCUAGCCAUGAUUUGUGCAAUGGGAUCAGGGUUAGCGACAAUCAACAACAUAUCUCAAAUAGGCGAGUCUCUUAACUACUCAAAAGUUAAGAUCAACACAAUGGUGUCUCUAUGGAGUAUAUGGAACUUUCUAGGAAGAUUCGGAGGUGGAUUUGUGUCUGAUUUGAUUUUACACAAAUACAGCUGGGGGAGACCACUGUUCAUCUCUCUUACACUAGCAGCAAUGGUGAUUGGCCAUUUGAUCAUAGCAUUAGGUGGGAGUUUAUACUUUGGUUCAGUGAUUGUAGGAGUUUGCUAUGGAGCACAGUGGUCUUUAAUGCCUACGAUUACUUCUGAAAUAUUUGGGGUGAAACAUAUGGGGACGAUUUUUAACACUAUAGCUGCAGCUAAUCCUGUUGGGUCUUAUAUAUUUUCUGUGAGAGUGAUUGGAAGUAUUUAUGAUAAAGAAGCAAGAGAAGAAGGGGGAUUGUGUUUUGGGACUCAUUGCUUUAUGGUUUCGUUUUUUGUGUUUGCUGGGGUUUGUGUUUUUGGGAUGUUUGUUUCAUUGGUGUUGUUUUUUAGGACAAAGGGGUUUUAUGUGUUGCUUAUGGAAAGAAGGUCGAAGCACCUUGAGUAAUAUGACCCGAGAAGAUAUUUGAAUUGUACAAGAGUUUUGAGUAUUUGUACAAUUGUUUAUAGAUUUGUGUUAAAUACAAAAUAUCUGUAAAUGGCGAGUAAAAUCAUUUGGGCAAGUUGAAAUAUGUAAAGUUUUAAGGAUUGUUUUUGAGUUUAUUCAUUAAAGGGGAAUGACUGAAUAAAUAUUAAAUAGUUAUUGCUAUUUAAUUUAUGUAACUAUUCAUUUUUUAAUAUCGUUUGAUGGUGUAAUUUGCACGAGAUCUUAAAUCAACGAGUUGGCUGUGUCUUUCUUACUUUACUUUAAGUAUUCAUUUUUUUAUUUUUUUUAGUCGGAUAUGUUAUUUGUAAGCAACUAAAACUGUCGAUCAUCUUGUUAAAUUAUGUUAUAGAUAUAUUCAAUCUGAACAAUGAAAUAUAUUCAAUCUGAACAAUUAAAUUAUGUUUUUAACAUGUCCUACAAUCCUAAUUACCAAAAAUCAAGAGUGGAUGCUGCUGAAUUAUUUUGGUUAUUGCAGAUUUGUUGAGGGACUGAAGUGGAAUAAGUCUGAAGUUUUGUGGGUUGUCUUGAAGAUAAUUGUGGUUGAGCAAGAUUUAUUGCAAAGAGUACAACACAAGAAAGCAUGGAUACAUUAAAGGCUUUUAAAUGAAGGUCAAGUAACUCGUGUAUAUUUCGUCCCAUAUCGGUUACAAAUAAGUUUUCUCUAUUGUCUUCUAGAAUAUAUAUACAGAGCUUAUUACAUUGAGAAAAAAAGAAGAAUCGGGUACAUUUGCUAUCAUAUCAUAUUUAGAAAUUCUACAGAGUAUAUGUUGCCUUCUUGCUGUUCGCUAUAUAAACACAGAAAUGUGACUGUUGAUUUGUUAGGUUAGUGUGAUUUGGAUAAGAUUAGAGUGAGGA
Lactuca virosa is the source of this 2652-nucleotide messenger RNA. NCBI's taxonomy places the organism in Eukaryota, Viridiplantae, Streptophyta, Magnoliopsida, Asterales, Asteraceae. The record is from the annotation of a GenBank genome assembly.